AUGGCGACGGAACGCUCUCUUGCUCGCCUGCUACGAUCGCUUCAGGCGACAUCUAGUUUUGAAGAUGCGGCUGGUCUUCUUCCAACCGCUACCAGCUUUCUGUCUGUCCUCAGCAAUCCCUUGAACUUGACUCUCCUCGCAUCGCAACUUCUCUCCGCGCCAGCUCUCUGGAAUCACCACGUCGAUUUACUAGCAUGUCGCAAGAUCCUCAGCGUCUUUAACACUGCCGCUAUCGCAGUCCUACAGAAUGAUACCACUGAUGAGCCCCGUAUGCCGUUCGGACGGAAUCGAAGCCUCGAUCGCGAAGCAUGGGUUAAGGCCGUGGUGCAAGGCGCAGAUGACAAGUCCCCACGGUGGAGACAUAUGCUCCUACUUGGCGGCAUACUGCUAGGAUUCGAGGGACAGAAUCGACAGGGUCUUCCAUGGAGUAUUCGCACAAAACUGGAGUCUGCAUUGGCUACAGCAGCUCAAUUAGCGCUGGAGGAAACAGGUCCAGAAGCUAGCAUAGAUGGUCAUUGUAUCGCUAUGGUACUGAACUACACAUUUGAGCUCUUGUCUGAUCUUGAACGAUCCAAACUCAAUUAUGAUCGAUUCUUGCCUAUAAUGGUGCGCUCCGCUUUUCUAUCCUCAGAGGGACUUGAAGGAGGUUUCUUCCUAGGUGCUAUCGAUGAGGAUAUCGUCGAGGGAGCCGGGAAGAAAUUCACGUGGCAAGCUGGAUCUGCUACAUUUGGCUACUUUUCAACCAUCUCCAAUCGCCCGUUGGUUGCGGCGCUGGGUCCUUUGUCCAGAUUAAUCUCACAUGCUGUGGAAAAUUGCCGGAGCCCGCAAGUGGUUGCGCAAACGAUUGAUUAUUUGGCCGAUUUUGUUCGGACUCUCAUGGUUCAAUGGCGGCAAAAUAAGCUAUCGGAAGUUGAUGUCGCUGAAGAGAAAGAUUUCCUUGAUGCGGAAUCUUUACAAACAACAAUACCUGCUCUCUGGAAAGUGCUCCGGAAUUGUCUUUACUCUGUUGUCAUUGUCCUCCGCGCUGUGCUUGGUAGGAUGAUCAACGAUCCUGCUCUUGCAGCAGAUGGUAGCGCCCCAUUCCUUUCCAUGCAAUCCCUUCAUAUCCUCCGCAAUCUUUAUUUCAUUUCCUCUCGCACUGGCCAGAACGGGUCCUCGCAGCAAACCUUUGUUCUCUUGGCGGCUAUCGACAUCCUUUCGCAAUACCCCGACUUGGCAGAGAAUUUCUUACGCAGCAUCAAGCCAAGUGACAUCGGCCAGAUUCCUGAUCAUCCGCUUGAGCGAUGCUUAGAUCUUUUCUUUUUGAAUACAGCUGAGCAUUUCCCGUUGAUACUGUCGCCACAAGUUAACGAGGAAUUGUUAUUAUCUGCCGCCUUCCCAUAUCUGGCAGCCGGUGCAAACAGCAAUCUCUUGGAGAUUUUUGAAGCAGCUCACAGCCUGGCGCUUGUUGUCUUCGCUAUUCCCCACAAUUCCGAGCUGGCUGCUCGACACCUUCCUUUCUAUAUUGACAAUUUGUUUGCUGUAUUCCCCGAGAACCUGUCAGGCAGGCAAUUCCGCCUUGCAUUCAAAACCGUUAUCGAGGUCACAGCACCCCCGUCUCCAUUAGCUAAUAGCCAACCCAUGCUUCCUUCAAUUCUACUUGAGGUGGUUCGAGAUCGCGCUUUAAAUGCUCCGACCACACCUAUCGUCCCAACAGCCGGAAAUAGCUCUUCCGCUGAUACAGGCAGCGAACUCCCACUCUCUGCACAGGCUGUCCUCACUAUGGCACUCAUUGACUCCCUAUCAUUCCUUCGAGUUGAUGACCUGGACGAUUGGCUUCCCCUUACUGCACAGCUCAUUAAUUCGAUCGCAGAUCGGACUAUGCGUCACGCCUGUGUUGAUCGCUUCUGGGAAGCCUUGAGCGGUGGUGAGAUGGAUGUUGACCGGGCUCAUUGCUGUGUCAAUUGGUGGAGUACUCGUGGCGGUCGCGAAUUAGUUCUAUAUGGAGCUGAGCCUGCGCCCGGUGCUGGUACUGUUGCGGAGUCUGAGGAUAGUGGGCCAUUUAUGAGUGGUGCUGUUGGUGAUGUAGCACCGGAAAGUAAGCUGUGA
Penicillium malachiteum is the source of this 2088-nucleotide messenger RNA. It is a transcript of the gene pex8, whose product is annotated as putative peroxisomal membrane protein Pex17. NCBI's taxonomy places the organism in Eukaryota, Fungi, Ascomycota, Eurotiomycetes, Eurotiales, Aspergillaceae. The transcript has 4 exons. The record is from RefSeq and is a predicted model, not a curated record. Bases 1 to 2088 code for a protein of 695 amino acids.